UUUUGCCUCCUCGGCCGCAGCCAUGAGUACGCUCAGGCUGCAGAAGAGGCUCGCCUCCAUCGUCCUCCGCUGCGGCAAGAAGAAGGUCUGGUUGCACCCAGAUGAGACCAACGAGAUUGCUAAUGCCAACUCCCGCCAGCAGAUCAGGAAUCUGAUUAAGGAUGGGCUGAUUAUCCACAAACCAGUGACCGUCCACUCCCGGGCUCAGUGCCAGAAAAACACCCUGACCCGCAGGAAAGGCAGGCACAUGGGCAUAGAGAAGCAUAAGGCUACAGCCAAAGCGCGCAUGCCAGAAAAGGUGACCUGGAUGAGGAGGAUGCGGAUCCUGCGCCGCCUGCUCAGAAGAUACCGGGAGUCCAAGAAGACUGACCGCCACAGGUACCAGAAGCGGAUCCUCUCGGAGAACAUCCACAAGCUGAAGGCUGACCAGGCCAAGGCCCGCGGGUCUAAGACCAAGGAAGCCCACAAGCCCCGGGAAGAGUGCCUGCAGGCCAAGAAGGAGGAGAUGAUCAAGACCCUGUCCAAGGAGGAGGAGACCAAGAAGUAA
Molecule: messenger RNA, 547 nt
Organism: Ochotona princeps (American pika)
Lineage: Eukaryota; Metazoa; Chordata; Mammalia; Lagomorpha; Ochotonidae
Product: large ribosomal subunit protein eL19-like
Exons: 2
Coding region: 23-547 (174 amino acids)
Biological process (GO): translation
Cellular component (GO): cytosolic large ribosomal subunit; ribosome
Molecular function (GO): structural constituent of ribosome; RNA binding
Source: RefSeq, a predicted model, not a curated record